This is a messenger RNA of Fusarium venenatum, 939 nucleotides long. Lineage: Eukaryota; Fungi; Ascomycota; Sordariomycetes; Hypocreales; Nectriaceae. The record is from RefSeq and is a predicted model, not a curated record.
AUGGAGCCAUUCAGCGAACAGGAGAAGCGACAGCUUCUUACUGAGAUACUCAAGCAAAGCCAAAUCGACAACCACCAAUUGUACAGAGUCCUUGGGCACUUCAAUAUUUCGCCUAACUGGUUUCACCUGGCAUUGCCAAAUGGUCGCAACCUAGCCCAGUGUCAAGCGACUCUUGUGAUGAUCGGAAACGAAGUAACUGCGCAAGGGACCAAACGAAAAGCUCCAGGCGAUAGACAAAGCAGUGAAUGUGGUAACGGCGUUCAACCGUCCGGCUCUCAAGGGCCUCAGGCGCAGCCUCUACAUACUGCAGCACAGAAUCCUCAAACGAACGUGCAGCACCAAUCAGCCAUGCCUGUUAACCCCCAGCAGUACCAGUAUCAGCCUGGGCCUCCGCCUAAGAAGAAGGGUCGUCCAGCCUAUGCAGGUAGAAACGUAAUGGGCCAGCAACCUUUCAACCCUCGAGCUCUUGCUCCCAUGCCUAAUCAACAAAUCGUACAGAAUGGACAGCCGUCUUUCCGGCCUAUUGCUCCGGCUCCCCAGCUGCAUCCUAGCGCGGUCACGGUGAUUGAGCCAGUUGUUACCAGUGGCAUGAAUCAGGGGCUUAUGUGUGCACCACCCACACAACAGCGGGGUGUAGUAAUGAAAACGCACAGGUACCAGACGGAGAUGGUUCGUCAGAGAAGUGACCAAAAAGCCCUUGCGGCACUGAGCCGACUUCCAGGGCAAGCACCCGACCGCCCUAGAUCAAGCAGCGACGCAAUUCCUAGCGUUUCGAAGCAGGAAGCGACAGAGCAAGACCGAUCACGCUCUGUUGAGUUAAUCGAGGCAAAGGAGCACACCAGCGACGCUGAGGAUGAUACACCAGACAAGGCGCAGCAACAGAACAAUGGAAGCCCCGAACCGAGCAAGGUUCUACGCCGCAGUCAGCGUAAAGUUUGA